Messenger RNA from Fonsecaea erecta, 1674 nucleotides. RefSeq lists its product as hypothetical. Gene Ontology annotation, cellular component: fungal-type vacuole membrane. Gene Ontology annotation, biological process: transmembrane transport; basic amino acid transport. Bases 1 to 1674 code for a protein of 557 amino acids. The transcript has 4 exons. Gene Ontology annotation, molecular function: basic amino acid transmembrane transporter activity. The record is from RefSeq and is a predicted model, not a curated record. NCBI's taxonomy places the organism in Eukaryota, Fungi, Ascomycota, Eurotiomycetes, Chaetothyriales, Herpotrichiellaceae.
AUGGAACAGGAGCAUUACACAGUCAGUGAGAUUCUGACAGAGUCAGAAGUAUCAGCGCCGUUCCUGGUCGAUUCUGCGAGUCCCGAUGGCCGCGGGGAGAAAUGGAAGCCUGGCCCGGGCUUUAUCUGGAUUGAAAUCGGUAGGAACAAGAACGAACGGGGCGCAGUGGCCAUCUUCUCCAACGUGUUUCUGUCCGGCUUCGACGGCACCAUCACGGCCUCGACCUACGCCGUCAUCGGCUCCGAGUUCCACGCCGCCAACACCAUUUCCUGGCUGACGACCUCCUACCUGAUCACCAGCACCGCCUUCCAGCCGCUGUACGGCCGGUUUUCUGACAUCCUGGGCCGGCGCACGUGCUUCUUCACGGCCACCGUCACGUUUCUGCUGGGCUGUCUCGGGUGCGGGUUCGCGCCCGACAUCAUCACGCUGAACGUGAUGAGGGCCCUCACGGGCCUCGGAGGUGGGGGGCUCAUGACCAUGGCCACCAUCAUCAACUCGGACAUGAUCCCUUUCCAGGAACGGGGCAUGUACCAGGCUUGCCAGAACGUCCUGCACGGAUUUGGCUCCGUCUGUGGCGCCUCCCUGGGCGGCCUGAUCGCCGACCAUGUCGGGUGGCGGUGGUGUUUCCUCCUCCAGGUGCCUGUGUCGACGUUUGCUUUCGUGGUGGGACAUUUUGUGAUCAAGAAGAACGAAUCCGCCAAGGCGGCGGGGGAUGAAGAGGAUGUGUCGUCAGGACUGGGGAAGCUCUCGUCAAAGUGGGAGCAGAUCGAUCUCUGGGGCGCUGUUCUCUUGGUCCUUGGUCUUUCUGCGCAGCUGGGUGCCAUGACCAUGGGAGGGAACAACUACCCUUGGAGUGACAUCCGCGUCAUUGGUGCCAUGGUCUUGAGUGUGAUCCUCAUCCUCAUAUUCGUCGUGGUGGAGCUCCGCACGAAGGCAGUCCCUGUGAUGCCCAUGUCCAUGUUGCACGGGACUCUUGCCAUAUCCAAUCAGAUAAGUAAUGUCUGUGUUGGCAUGGCUGCCUACUCGUUCCUCUUUAUUAGCCCCUUGUUCUUCCAAGUUGUGCUUCGAGAUAAUCCCUCGGAAGCUGGUAUGCGUCUGGUGAUUCCUUCUCUGGCGACCCCUGCCGGAGGUGUUCUUUCUGGGAUCGUCAUGUCUCGAUGGGGUCGGCUGAGUGAGCUCGUGAGAGCCGGCUGCUUCAUCAUGAUGGUGGGGAAUGGGCUCGUUGCGUCUCUGAAGUAUCAGGACGCGUCGUGGAAGUACAUGGUAUAUCUGUUCCCCGCGAAUUUUGGCCAGGGAAUCUGCUAUCCUGCGAUUCUCUUCACCUUCCUGGCUGCGUUUGACCAUGGUUAUCAAGCCGUGUCCACCUCAACGGUGUAUCUGUUCCGCUCGAUGGGCACCGUCUGGGGGGUUGCUGCAUCCUCAACAUUGCUGCAAAAUAUCCUGGCCCAGCAACUUCCGUCGGCGCUGGGAGAAAUCCCAAAUAGAGACGAAUUGGUGGAUCAGAUCCGUCAUUCCGUGGCGGUGUUGGACCGUCUGCCACCGGACGUGCAGUCGGCGGCCAGGCAGGUGUACUACCGUGGCUUGAAAUACGCCUACAUUGCCAACACUGCCGUCGCAGCAAUCGCUUUGCUGUCGGCAUUCUUUGCCCGGGGAAAGAGCCUUCAUCGACAAUAG